This is a messenger RNA of Macadamia integrifolia, 3055 nucleotides long. RefSeq lists its product as uncharacterized. The transcript is spliced from 2 exons. Lineage: Eukaryota; Viridiplantae; Streptophyta; Magnoliopsida; Proteales; Proteaceae. The record is from RefSeq and is a predicted model, not a curated record. The coding region runs from base 177 to 1010 and encodes 277 amino acids.
CUUGUCUCAAGAGAGUAUCCUUAAUAGUUUGGACUCACCCACCUCGUUACCAUGCUCAUGAGCUCGAGACCAUAACAGCUUGGUAUCAAAGGCAGGCAUGGCUGACCAGCGGAUUGCACUGACUCAAGUCUAAAAUUGGUGGUUUGAAGGAGGAACAAGAGCGCAAAUUCAAGGAGAUGAUGGACUCAAUGCAAAACCCGUUUGCAGCCAUCAACACUCGCCUUGAUAACGUUACUGGCAGCCAUGAUCAUGCUGAGUCCUCCAACAACCAACAAAAACGUAAUGGAGGAGGAUCCAAUGGUCGUCAAAACAAUACAAAUACCAUUGGUACUGCUGGAACAUAUUUGCCGAAGAUGGUGAAAUUGGAUUUCUCAAAAUUUAAUGGUUCUGAAGACCCUACCAGCUGGGUUUGCAGGGCAGAUCAAUUUUUUGAAUUUCACCAAACUCCAGAUGAGGAGCAUGUACCACUUGCUUCUUUCAAUUUGGAGUGUGACGCCCAGCUAUGGUACCAGUUGAUGAAGAAUGAACAAGAAACCAUUUCAUGGGCAGCAUUCAAAGAAGGACUCCAUGUGAGUGGUCUUAAGGAAGGAAUUAAGGUGGACGUACAAGCAGCAAAACCCACCACUUUAUCAGCAACCAUCGGCCUCGCUCGAUUGUAUGAGGCUCGUAAUCAAUCAGCCAGAAAAUUAUCCUCUUCUAAUGAGUCAAAGAAAUUCAUGGUCAAUCGAAGUAGUGACAGCAACUCAACGAUGCCGAUUAAGAAACUCUCUCCAACGGAACUAAGCGAACGACGAGCAAAAGGUUUAUGUUUCAAUUACAACGAGAAGUUCAGCCCAGCCAUCGUUGCAAGAAGCUCUUCCUUAUUGAGGGAGAUUGGUCAGAUGAUGAUGAUGAUGCUGAAAAUGUGGAAACUGAGAUGGGGAUGGCGAACCAAGAAGAAGUACCACAGAUUUCCAUUCAUGCAAUUGCGGGAUCUAGAGCUCCUCAAACAAUGCGAGUCCAUGGAAUGAUCGGUCGCCGACGGGUAACAUUUUUAAUUGAUUCCGGUAGUACCCAUAAUUUUUUUAAUUAUAAACUUGCACAAAAAUUGUGGUUGAAUCCUAACAAUGGAGGAAGGUUUGAAGUAGUAGCUGCUAAUGGUGAAAAAUUGACAAGCUCUGGACAUUGCAAAGGGGUUUGCAUGGUGCUGCAGGGAGUCUCCAUCAUAGUGGACUUCUAUUUGCUUCCUUUAGAAGGGUAUGAUGCUGUUUUGGGUACAAUGGCUGAGCACUUUGGGUCCCAUUGUGUGGGACUUCUCUAAGCUACGGAUGUCCUUCUCAACAAAUGGAAAGGAGGUUAUACUACAGGGAAUCCAAAUUCCAGAGGACAAGAUUGUGGGUGGGGAGGAAAUUUGCAAGGAUAUCAGGAAAAAAUAAGGAGGAAUUUUGCUACAAAUCCAUGCCUUGACCAUGCAACCUGAAAAUGGUAAAUUUUCUUCCAAUUUUUCUCUGAGAUAUCUAACGGAAGGCUCAAAAAAAUUCUGCAGAAUUUUGAAGAUGUGUUCCAAGAACCAAUAGGGCUUCCACCUAAAAGGACCCAUGACCACCAGAUUAGUCUAAAAGGGGGAAGUGAGCCUGUCUCCUUACAUCCUUAUAGAUACCCCCAUUACCAAAAAACAAAGAUUGAAAAAAUAGUGGUUGAUAUUUUAAAAUCUGGAGUUAUUAAGCCGAGUAACAGCCCCUAUUCUUCACUAGUGUUGCUGGUCAAGAAGCAUAACGGCUCAUGGAGGAUGUGCGCAGACUACAGGGCUCUCAAUCAAGCAAUGGUGAAGGAUAAAUUUCCAAUACCCGUUAAUGAUGAGCUAUUGGACGAAUUGCAGGGUGCCACUUAUUUCACCAAACUUGACUUGCAGUCGUGUUAUCAUCAAAUAUGAAUGCAUCCCAAUGAUGAGGAGAAGACAGCCUUUUGUAUUCACCAAGGCCAUUACGAGUUUCUUGUCAUGCAGCUAAUGCCCUUUGGCUUGACAAACGCUCCUUCAACAUUUCAAUCAUUGAUGAACUCCAUCUUCAAAGACCACCUCCGUAAGUUUAUUUUGGUAUUUUUGACGAUAUUCUAAUUUAUAGCAAAAAAUGGGAUGAACAUUUGGAGCAUAUAAAAAUGACACUUGCAAUUUUACGGUCUCACCAAUUGUUUGUAAAGAUGGAAAAGUGCAGUUUUGGGGAACAAGAGGUGAAGUAUCUUGGUCAUGUAAUCAAUCAUGAAGGAGUGGCAGUAGAUCCUGAAAAAAUUUCAAUUAUGAUUGAAUGGCCAAAACCAUCAACGUUGAAGACUCUACGUGGGUUUUGGGGGCUAACGAGAUAUUACCGAAAAUUCAUUCAGAAUUACGAUAAAAUCGCACCCUCUUUAACCAACAUGCUGAAAAGAGGAUGCUUCAAAUGGAAUACAUGCUCAGAAGCUGCUUUUGAAGAAUUAAAUAAAGCUAUGACACGAGCUCCAGUUCUUGCCUUGCCUGAUUUCUCAAAAACUUUCAUUAUUGAAUGUGAUGCAGUAGGAUCAGGAGUAGGAGGAGUAUUGAUGCAAGAAAAGAGGCUCAUUGCCUUUUUCAGCCAUUCUUUAAAGGGUAAGAAUUGAUUUUUAUCUACAUAUGAAAACGAAAUGUUCGCUUUGGUUAUUAUCUACAAAAGUGGAGGCAUUACAUCUUAGGGUGUAAAUUUACUGUGAGGACUGACCAAAUGAGUUUAAAGUACCUUUGGGAGCAGAAAAUUAUUACUCCUGCACAACAAAAGUAGAUGGUGAAACCCAUGGGUUAUGACUUUGUGGUGGAGUACAAAGCCGGGAAGGAAAACUAAGUUGUUGAUGCCCUAUCAAGAAGAGAGGAGAUGGGAGAAAGCUUAGCGAUUUCACAGCCAGUGCCUCUAUGGCUCACUCCAAUUCGUGAAGAAGUGCAAAGCAAUCUGGUUUUGCAAGGAAUUGUGAACCGAGUGCAGCAAGGUGAAGCUGUGGGUCCUUGGAACUAUAAAGAAGGUAUUUUGUUUUUUAAGUACAGAAUAUUUUUGUUAGCAGAGUCUUCUUUAGU